Messenger RNA from Perca flavescens (yellow perch), 2238 nucleotides. It is a transcript of the gene nfxl1, whose product is annotated as nuclear transcription factor, X-box binding-like 1. The coding region runs from base 1 to 2238 and encodes 745 amino acids. Gene Ontology annotation, cellular component: nucleus. Gene Ontology annotation, molecular function: DNA-binding transcription factor activity, RNA polymerase II-specific; RNA polymerase II transcription regulatory region sequence-specific DNA binding; zinc ion binding. Gene Ontology annotation, biological process: regulation of DNA-templated transcription. The transcript has 16 exons. Lineage: Eukaryota; Metazoa; Chordata; Actinopteri; Perciformes; Percidae. The record is from RefSeq and is a predicted model, not a curated record.
AUGAUCACUGAGAUCGUGGGCAUCUGCACGGAGAUGGAGCAGCAGAGCGACUCCUCUCCUCUCCCGCCGCCGCUGUUGUGGUUAAAAGCGAGUUCGCCGCGAGCUCAAGCUGCGGCAGCGGCUGUGGACACUCAGCGUUGGCCGGGAGCUACGCGGCUGUCAACGCAAACCAAGCCGGGCGGAGACCCUCAGCUGCCGCUGGCUGAUGUGUCCGACUUCAUCGAAGCUCUGCUGGGCUGCGACGCCAACGCCAACGCCAACGCCAACGCCAACGCCAACGCCAACGCCAACGCCAACGCCAAUGCCAACGCCGGGCGGCGUAGAGAUGAAGCACGAGGUGAAGCAGGAGCCCCUGGGGCUCGAGGAUUGGCUGAAAAGCUUGGUGGGGGAGACCAAGGCGGCUCGCCAUCGGCUGGCCGGCAGGAGCGGGCGAGCGUGAAGACGGAGUCGGGCGGCGAAAGCGCGGGCGGCCUCCACUCCUCCUCCCGCCGCCGGGCGCCUUCCCCUGGCCCACGGUGGAUGCCCACCUGCUGUCCACGCUGCUCAGGGAGCCUUCUCGCCGUCAACCUGGCGGCCGGAGGAGCCCCCAAACGUCACGCGGCGGAGCCAGCCCGCCCGGAGGAGCCCCCAAACACGGGCCAAAGCCGCGCCCGGGCCGAAGCGAAGCCCUUCCCCGAUGCUCGCUUCAGCCGCAGCGAUCACCUGACCACGCACACGCGCAAGACGCACACGGCGGCCGUUCUCCUCCGCGUGUGCGGGGGCGAUUCAGCAGCGCAGCGGCAGCGCCAAGAGGCACGCCGCAGCGCACGCGGAAGCAGCAGCUGCGGCGCGAAUGAUGGCCGCCUACCGCUGGCUCUCAACGCGCCGCUGGCAUCCAUUCAUCAACAGGCUGCUGUUGCCAGGCAACAGAUGUUCCCCAAGAAGGCGUCAGUGGUCAGCCUGCAGGAACACAAACACUGGGCUCCAAAAAGUGUUGCCCUGGUAACUGUCCCGAGUGUGACCAGAGCUGCGGCCGAACUCUGGGGUGUCGCAACCACAAGUGUCCGUCUGGCUGUCACCCAGGCAGCUGCUACCCGUGUCCAGAGUCGGUGGAGGUCAGGUGUACCUGCGGCGCGGCUGUUCUGGCCGUUCCCUGCGGACGAGAACGGAGCACCAAGCCGCCACGCUGCAAAGAGACCUGCAGGUGCCCCCCAUCCUGCCACCACCCGAGCAGAGAGCCCCACCGGUGCCACCCAGGGUCCUGUCCUCCCUGCCGGCAGCCCUGCCUGCUGCCCCUGCCCCGCUGCACACACACCCUGCCCCCAGGCCUGCCACGACCUGGUGCUGGUCAAGGCCCAGCAGGUGCAGUUAGCCGGUCCGUGGGAGCAGCGCUCGGAGCCGGCAUUUGUGCAGAAAGCUCUACCCUGUCCACCGUGUCAAGUCCCGAUACCCACGGCUUGUUUCGGAGAACAUGAGGUCAGCCCCGUGCCGUGUCAUCUCCAGGGUCCCUUCUCCUGCAGACGGCCCUGUGGACGACCUUUGACCUGCGGCAACCACACCUGCAGCGUGGAGUGUCACCUGGUCGCCGGGGGCAACAAGUGUGAGGUGUGUGAUGAGGGAUGCUCUAAGCCCCGCCCCCCCGGCUGCCCUCAUGCCUGCUCCCGCCCCUGUCACCCCGGCAACUGCCCCCCCUGCAGCCAGAUGAUCCGGCAACGCUGCCACUGCAAGAUCAGCAUGCUCUAUGUGGAGUGCACAAAGUUAACAUCAGCUGCUGAACAGACGAAGGUGGAGCUGGGCUCCUGCAACAACCAGUGUCCUAAAGAGCUGAGCUGUGGUCAUCGCUGUAAGCAGGUGUGUCAUCCAGGUGUGUGCGAAGAGAAAUGUCAGCAGAAGGUGAAGCUCAGAUGUCCCUGCAAGAGGCUCAAGAAGGAGUUCCCGUGCUCUCUGUCGGAUCAGUGUGUGGUUCAGUGUGACGAAGCCUGCAGAGACCAGCAGAGGAAAGUCAGCCAGGUGAAGGAGGCCGAGCAGAGAGCAGCUCAGGAGGAGGAGCAGAAGAAACUUCAGGAGGAGCUGGAGGCGUUCGAGAAGCGCCAGCAGCGUGGUGGGGGUCGGAGGAGUAAGAAGCGAGGGAGGAGGGAGGAGGUGGAGGAGGAGGGGGGGGGGGGGAGAUGGUGGAGGAGGUGUGGCGUCCUGGUCCUCGUCCCGCUGGGAGGAGCGCUGCUGUCGGCCGCCGCCUUCUACCUCCUGAACACGGCCUGA